AUGGCACUCCUUGUUUAUGUGGAUGAUAUGUUCUUGGCUAGCAAUGACAAACAAUCUAUUCGUGAGUUCAUUGUUUUUAUGAAUACUCAUUUCAAGCUCAAAGAUUUGGGGCCUUUGAAGUUUUUUCUUGGUUUGGAGAUUGCUCGGUCUACUGCUGGCAUUUCUAUAUGCCAAUGCAAGUUUGCUUUGGAUAUUUUAAGUGACACUGGUCACUUGGCUUCUAAGCCUUCAGCUUUCCCGAUGGAUUCUAAUGCUAAGUUUUCAGCUUCGGAUGGUGAAUUGCUCAAUGAUCCCAAGUCCUAUCGCAGGUUAAUUGGUAGGUUGUUGUAUCUUACUAUCACUCGUCCUGACUUAACUUUUGUUGUCCACACUUUAAGUCAGUUCAUGCAGGCUCCUCGCAAGCCUCAUUUGGAUGUUGUUUUUCACAUCCUUCGUUACAUCAAGGCUGCUCCCGGUCAGGGCUUAUUUUUUCCAGCUUCUUCUUCCUGUCACUUGGAGGCUUUUUAUGAUUCUGACUGGGCUUUGAUACCCGACGUUCCGUUUUCGAGUUUUGUGUUUUUCUAG
Messenger RNA from Alnus glutinosa, 564 nucleotides. RefSeq lists its product as uncharacterized. Bases 1 to 564 code for a protein of 187 amino acids. The record is from RefSeq and is a predicted model, not a curated record. The transcript has a single exon. Lineage: Eukaryota; Viridiplantae; Streptophyta; Magnoliopsida; Fagales; Betulaceae.